AUGUACAAAUCAAACGAAUCAAACGACGCGGUACAGUCAAAGCCCGCCAAUGUCGAUGUGAGGCUAUUCCUACAGAAAACCCUCCACCCGCUCUUAGCCUUUAAGGAACCCAGCAUUCCUGAAUCGAUCCUAAUCGAGUACCGUGCCACCGUCGUGCCCCUCGACUUUGAUACUGGUGCGCCGCGCAACGGCGCUCCCGCCCUUCUUGGUCUAAUGGACAGGGAAGCGCUGAGGCGCGCUCUUGACGAGCUAAAGCCCUGGAUCGCGCAGGACAAGUAUGAUUAUGAAGCGGGGGACGGGACAAGUCCGUCCCGUUGCCAUCACAACGGCUACUUCCUCGCAAAUAUUGUUGCAGCUUAUUUGCAGAAUAACCAGGACCCGCGCUCUCACGACACUCUGCAAGACAGAACUUGCUGGCAAUGGGGCGGCGGCGAGGGUACCGAUCGUUACCUACACAACUACCACGAUGACUACACUUGGACACCUGGCUCCUUCUUUUUAAAUCUACUACCCUCCAAGCCUCGCGAGACGCUUCCCGAUCCCCGCAAGCCACAUGUCAUCCACCAUGUCAUCGACUCGACGCCGUGGAAGCCGGGUACGCUCCGAACUAGCGAGUUCAAGUCCAUUGUCUUUAUCGCGGCCGCCAACAAGCUCAAGGCUGCCUACAAGGACCUCGACUACUUUGGCGUGACGGUUGUUUCCUUCUUCAAUUGGGAGGUCCGCAUCGUGCAGGGCCUGGUCAAUUUCAAGACGCGUGGCGUGGACAUUCGUGUCUCGCCCGCUCAGAGCUUUCGCGAUGGCUUCCGCAAUCAAGAUGGCUCGAUUGACCCCCGCUUCCUGACGCUUCUGGCCUACAACCUUGGCGAAGUCCUCCCUUUGGCCAAAUAG
Molecule: messenger RNA, 888 nt
Organism: Cordyceps militaris CM01
Lineage: Eukaryota; Fungi; Ascomycota; Sordariomycetes; Hypocreales; Cordycipitaceae
Exons: 3
Coding region: 1-888 (295 amino acids)
Source: RefSeq, a predicted model, not a curated record